AUAACGUAUGGUGUCCUCAUUUGGAAGAGGAUUCAGGAUUUUGUGGUUCUCCUGGAGCAGUUGCUGAGGAUGAAGGUUGAAGAAACUCCCAGUGUUCAGCACAGGCACCAGGUUCAGAGAAUAUUACUGGAUAUAACUGAGGAGCUGUGACCGGGGAGAGUAGUUCUCACUGAAGGGAGGGGCUGUGCCGCGGAGCCGAGUGCAUGGCCUCUGCCCUCGGGGAGCGUGUAGUCCAGGUGACAGAAUCCUAGUCCUGCUUGAGUUUGAUUCUUGUUCGUUGACUGUUCCCUCUCCUCUCAUUCUGGAUGAUGUCAGAACAGGAUCUGGCGGACGUGGUGCAGAUUGCAGUAGAAGACCUGAGUCCCCAUCACCCAGUUGUAUUGGAGAAUCAUGUAGUGACCGACGAAGAUGAACCAGCAUUGAAACGUCAACGGUUAGAGAUCAACUGCCAGGACCCCUCUAUAAAGUCAUUCCUGUAUUCCAUUAACCAGACAAUAUGCUUACGAUUGGAUAGCAUUGAAGCCAAGCUGCAAGCUCUCGAGGCUACUUGUAAAUCAUUGGAAGAAAAGCUGGAUCUGGUCACAAACAAGCAGCACAGCCCCAUCCAAGUCCCCAUGGUGGCGGGUUCCCCUCUCGGCGCAACACAGACGUGCAACAAAGUGCGAUGCGUCGUCCCCCAGACUACAGUAAUACUCAACAGUGAUCGGCAGAACGCCAUUGUAGCCAAGAUGGAAGACCCCUUGAGCAACAGGGCACCGGAUUCCCUGGAAAAUAUCAUUAGCAAACUAUUUCCUGUUAUCCAUUUGCUGUCAAUCUUGGUGGAAGGAGCUGCAUGGGAAGACUUGGGCCUGGCUGCUCUGAGCGGAGUUAGUCCCUGCGCGGUUCCAGGGCGUCGGCAGAACACCAUUGUGGUGAAGGUGCCGGGGCAAGAAGACAGCCACAACGAGGACGGGGAGAGCGGGUCCGAGGCCAGUGACUCCGUUUCCACCUGUGGACAGUCGGGAAGUCAGAACAUCGGGAACAACGUCACCCUCAUCACCCUGAACUCAGAAGAGGACUACCCCAACGGCACCUGGCUCGGGGAUGAGAACAACCCCGAGAUGCGGGUGCGCUGCGCCAUCAUCCCCUCCGACAUGCUGCACAUCAGCACCAACUGCCGCACGGCCGAGAAGAUGGCCCUGACGCUACUGGACUACCUCUUCCACCGGGAGGUGCAGGCUGUCUCCAACCUCUCGGGCCAGGGCAAGCACGGCAAGAAGCAGCUUGACCCCCUCACCAUCUAUGGGAUCCGGUGUCACCUCUUCUAUAAAUUUGGAAUCACGGAAUCAGACUGGUACCGAAUCAAACAGAGCAUAGACUCCAAAUGCCGGACAGCCUGGCGGCGGAAACAGCGAGGCCAGAGCCUGGCUGUCAAGAGCUUCUCUCGGAGAACGCCGUCCUCGUCCUCAUAUAGCGCAUCAGAGAGCAUGAUGAGCACGCCGCCACCCACCAGUGAGAUACCACAGCCCCCGCCACAGGCCCUGCACUACGCCCUGGCCAACGCCCAGCAGGUCCAGAUCCACCAGAUUGGAGAGGAUGGACAGGUCCAAGUAAUCCCACAGGGUCACCUCCACAUCGCUCAGGUGCCUCAAGGGGAGCAGGUGCAGAUCACGCAGGACAGUGAGGGCAAUCUACAGAUACACCACGUGGGACAGGACGGGCAGGUGCUGCAGGGGGCCCAGCUAAUAGCUGUGGCCUCUUCGGAUCCUACUGCUACAGGGGUGGAUGGGUCACCUCUCCAGGGCAGCGACAUCCAGGUCCAGUACGUCCAGCUGGCCCCAGUGACUGACCACACCACGGCAGCUCAGACGGCCGAGACCCUGCAGCCCACCCUGCAGCCCGAAAUGCAGCUCGAGCACGGAGCCAUCCAGAUCCAGUGAUGCAGGGUGGGCCACCCAACCACGGCAGGACCCAAGGUGGGGCACCGGCUCCAGCCAGCCACCCACUUCUGCAGGCGCCCUGGCCCCACGGCUUCGCACGGUGACUGCACGUGCUCUGUGGAAGUGCACCGGAGCCUCGUCCACAGGGGAGGGUGCGGAGCACUGGACAGAUGGCCAGCCGCGCCCCUGCCAGAAGACCCCUCGUUUGAGCCGCACUGUUGGUGUCUCGAGAAAGCGUGGGGAAGCAGUGUGGACUGCGUUAAGUACACGCAGGAAAUCAAGAACUAC
Molossus molossus (Pallas's mastiff bat) is the source of this 2207-nucleotide messenger RNA. It is a transcript of the gene BANP, whose product is annotated as BTG3 associated nuclear protein. The record is from RefSeq and is a predicted model, not a curated record. The transcript is spliced from 16 exons. Gene Ontology annotation, molecular function: DNA binding. Gene Ontology annotation, biological process: protein localization to nucleus; negative regulation of protein catabolic process. The coding region runs from base 306 to 1919 and encodes 537 amino acids. NCBI's taxonomy places the organism in Eukaryota, Metazoa, Chordata, Mammalia, Chiroptera, Molossidae.